UCAUUUGCAUUUUGCACUUUUGCAGUUUGUUAGUAAAAUAAGCAUUAGUUCUCAAAAGUGAAUAAUUUUUUUGUAGGAUAUUACUGUAAUUGGACUUUAUCUUUGUUAUUCUAUCAAAUAUCUUUUUUAUAUUUCGAGUAUGCUAAUUGAGAGAGUGCACGGUCUUCAGGCCACGAGCAUUAGUCUCAAUGAUCGUUUCACUAUUUUGGCGGCUACGGCACCGAUUGCUCGAGUUACAAGACCCCGACGCGGGGGAUUUCACAAUGUGAAUAACAGAAAUGUAGUCGACCAACUAGCGUACCGGAUAGGACAACAAAACAAGCGGAGGGCAAUGCAGCAAAGGAUGGGCACGCCUGGGCUGAGACGUUACGGUAGCACUGGUAGUCUGCCUGGUCUUCGCCGCUCAAACAGCUUGGGAAACUUAAGCCAAAGAAGCGUAAAACAAGGCUGGAGGCAGUCAAACAAUAACCUAAGCCGUUCAGCAUCUUUCAGUAGUCUCUCGCAAGGGUUUUGGCGUGGUCGAGGUUUCCGUCGUCGCGGUGGCCGCAUGGGACUAAUGAGAGGACGAAUGAGGCUCCGGGGUGGACGUCAGCAGUUCGUCCCUCGAAUGUGGCAACGCAGAGGCGCCCUACGGGGUGCAGGAGGUACUGGGCCCAGGGCCAGAGGAGCACAAAUAGGAGGUCGAGGUAGAGGCGCUGUAAGAGGACGAGGAGCAGUGACUAAGCAACAGACGAAACCUGUACCCACUAAAGAGGAGCUUGACCUUCAGCUCGACCAGUACAUGGCCAGCACCAAAUCCGCUCUCGACAAGGAGCUAGAGGCGUACAUGAAUAACGCCAUGGAAAUGGAAUAGUAUUCUCACGUUGUACAUCUGACAUGACAUUUCCUCAAUCAUCGGUCACAUACUAAACUGACUGACUUUGUAAUAAAUAAAUUAUCACGUAGAAUCUACUUCAGCAAAUACUAUACGAGUGAUGGCUUCUAUUUUACAAACUUUCAUCAUAUGAUAAUCAUAUUAAUAUGAUGGUGCAUUUGAUUGUUGCACUGGAAGAUUUCAGCAGCACAAUUUGUUGUGAGAAUUGUACAAUGAUACGACUCCGUUAUAUCUGGGCCCGUACCACGAAACAAUUUUGAG
This is a messenger RNA of Aricia agestis (brown argus), 1135 nucleotides long. Its product is annotated as chromatin target of PRMT1 protein-like. The record is from RefSeq and is a predicted model, not a curated record. Lineage: Eukaryota; Metazoa; Arthropoda; Insecta; Lepidoptera; Lycaenidae. The transcript has 5 exons. Bases 140 to 853 code for a protein of 237 amino acids.